This is a messenger RNA of Daldinia childiae, 2118 nucleotides long. Its product is annotated as 1,3-beta-glucanosyltransferase gel4. NCBI's taxonomy places the organism in Eukaryota, Fungi, Ascomycota, Sordariomycetes, Xylariales, Hypoxylaceae. Gene Ontology annotation, cellular component: cytoplasm; fungal-type cell wall. The coding region runs from base 1 to 2118 and encodes 705 amino acids. Gene Ontology annotation, molecular function: 1,3-beta-glucanosyltransferase activity; protein binding. The record is from RefSeq and is a predicted model, not a curated record. The transcript has 3 exons. Gene Ontology annotation, biological process: fungal-type cell wall (1->3)-beta-D-glucan biosynthetic process.
AUGUGGACGUCCUCGGUCGUCUCAUAUCUCACCUUGGGACUUGGCGCCCUGUCUAGCAGCGCAUUAGCUCAGAGCUACAAUGACAUUGCACCUAUCAAGGCUGUAGGCCAGCACUUCUUCUACUCUAACAACGGCACUCAAUUCCUCCUCAAGGGCGUUGCUUAUCAGGAGGAUUACAAUCCUAACGGUACUGCUAACAAUGCCGCCAACACCAAGUAUACUGAUCCGUUGGCCGACGCUUCGAAGUGUUCGCGCGACAUUCCUGUCAUGAAGAAGAUCUUCACCAACGUGAUCCGAGUCUAUGCUAUCGAUCCCACCCAAGAUCACGAUGAUUGCAUGGAGCAGUUGGCCUCCAAUGGCAUUUAUGUCAUUGCCGAUCUUGGUGAGCCUGGUACUUCUAUCGACAGCGACAACCCCGAAUGGAAUGUCGGUCUUUACCAGCGUUACACUGCUGUCAUCGAUUCUCUAAGCAAGUACAAGAACGUGAUCGGCUUCUUUGCUGGCAACGAAGUCGUAGAGAAGCAGAAUCAGACAUCGUCUGCUGCUUUCGUCAAGGCCGCCGUCCGUGACACAAAGGCCUACAUCAAGCAGAUGAACUACCGUGAUUCUUUGGGUGUAGGCUACGCAACUGCUGAUGUUCCUAGCAGAGAUGAGCUGGCUCAUUACUUUGCCUGUGAGCCCGAAGAUGGCGUUUCUACAUCAAUUGAUUUCUGGGGCUACAACGUUUACUCAUGGUGUGGAGACAGCAACUACCAGAGCUCAUCGUAUGGUACUCGUGUCGAUUUCUUCAAAGAUUAUCCCGUCCCUGCCUUCUUUGCCGAAUACGGAUGUAUUGAGGGUGUUGAGAAGGGCCACAGACCUUUUACUGAGGUUGCUGUUCUCUACGGUAACAUGACCUCAGUCUUUUCGGGAGGUAUCGUCUACGAAUAUUUCGAAGCGGAAAACCAUUAUGGUUUGGUCUCUAUUGAUGGCGACAGCGUUAGCCCAUACCCGGAAUACACCUCUCUUUCGUCUCAACUAGCCAAGGUCACACCGUCCCUCACACAGUCAAGCGCAUACAAACCGUCUAACACUGCUCCCGCCUGCCCUAGUGUUGGUGGUACGACAUGGGCUGCUGCUGCGUCACCUCUUCCCCCUGCGGUUAACCCUCAGCUUUGCGAGUGUGAGGUUGCUAGCUUGCAAUGCAACAUCGAUUCUGAUGAUGAGGAUUCAUACGCAAAGGUAUUCGACUACAUCUGUGGCUCGGACCCGGACUACUGCAAGGGAAUUGCCCACAACUCUACGACUGGCACUUAUGGCGCUCUUGGUGGAUGUUCUCCCAAGCAGCAACUCGCUUGGGUGGCCAACCAGCUAUACAUAAACAGCGACAACAAGGCAAGCGCCUGCGACUUCGAGGGAUUAGGCAAGACGCAAAGCCCCCAAACCUCAUCUGGCUGCCAGGCUUUGAUUUCGGCAGCUGGUACGAAUGGUGAAGGUUCUGUGGUCAGCCCAACGGGCCAGCAGGGUACCGCAGCUGCAAGCAGUUCAUCCGAAGGUGCUGCUGUAGGUAACAUGAUGGCGCCCUCGUUCUUCAACUAUGGCAAGGCCUUCUUCGCUGCCUACGUGAUCACUGCCUUGGUCUCAGGCGUCGAGUCGGUACGCGGGGAUGCCGAGGAUGGAUGGCUCGGUGCUUUACAUAUCGCGGCUCAGAGUGGACACGAGAGAAUGGUCGACAUACUAAUAGAACAGGGAGAAGACUUCAACGAGAAAGACAGUGAUGGACGUACUCCACUAAUGCACGCCGUGAUAGGUGGUCAUGAAGGUGUGGCACAAUUACUACUCGCACGCGGUGCCCCUAUCGCCCCCGUCGACCGGGACGCGAGAUCGGUACUACAUUGGGCUGCGGUGUACCGACGCGAAAGUAUGCUGCACAUGUUUCUCGAACCGCAGGGUUACUAUGCGAUAGAUCGCCCUGAUGUCGAUGCGUACGACGAUUCCGGAUGGACGCCCCUACACAUAGCGAUCCGUCGGGACUUCGAAGCCGGUGUCCGGAUGCUUCUCCAAGCCGGCGCGCGUUCAGACGCGAAAGCGCAGAAAUGCCCUUUGACGAGGAAACUAGAGGCUCUUGGUUUAUUCUAA